Molecule: messenger RNA, 595 nt
Organism: Corticium candelabrum
Lineage: Eukaryota; Metazoa; Porifera; Homoscleromorpha; Homosclerophorida; Plakinidae
Product: small ribosomal subunit protein uS13
Exons: 5
Coding region: 31-489 (152 amino acids)
Biological process (GO): translation
Cellular component (GO): ribosome; cytosol; small ribosomal subunit
Molecular function (GO): structural constituent of ribosome; RNA binding
Source: RefSeq, a predicted model, not a curated record
GCGUGCGCAAUAGCAUUCGAAGUGUUCAACAUGUCGCUGGUAUUGCCGGAAAAGUUUCAGCACAUCUUGCGUGUUAUGAACACGAACAUCGACGGCAACCAGAAAGUCAUGUUCGGCUUCACUGCCAUCAAAGGUGUCGGUCGUCGUUAUGCGAACAUGAUAUGCAAGAAGGCAGAUGUUGAUAUGACAAAACGGGCCGGAGAACUGAGUGAAGAUGAGGUGGAUCGUGUAAUGACGAUAAUGCAGAACCCACUGCAGUACAAAGUACCCAAGUGGUUUCUCAACAGACAGAAGGACAUCAAGGAUGGCAAGUACUCGCAAGUGUUAUCAAACUACCUAGACAAUAAGCUGCGUGAAGAUCUCGAGAGACUGAAGAAGAUCCGAGCUCACAGGGGCUUGAGACAUUACUGGGGUGUUCGUGUUCGCGGUCAGCACACGAAGACAACCGGAAGGAAAGGACGAACUGUUGGUGUCGCUAAGAAGAAGUAGUGUUGUUAUGUGACUGGUUCACAAUCUUACGUUUGAUGAAAAAUGUGUUUACUCACAUCGUGUUCGUCAUUCUUAACUUAAAAAUCCAGUCCAAAGAGAAUCAUGA